This is a messenger RNA of Hemisphaericaspora subhashii, 1062 nucleotides long. RefSeq lists its product as uncharacterized. The record is from RefSeq and is a predicted model, not a curated record. Gene Ontology annotation, cellular component: cytoplasm. Lineage: Eukaryota; Fungi; Ascomycota; Pichiomycetes; Serinales; Debaryomycetaceae. Bases 1 to 1062 code for a protein of 353 amino acids. The transcript has a single exon.
AUGAAAGUGAUUACAGAUACCGCAGUUAUUGAAUUCUUAAGUAAGAAUCUCACCAAGCAAUCAAUUCUUGAAAAAUUCCAACCUGCUUUAUUGUCAGGUUUAACAUCCUAUGCCAAAGAUCCUGAUCAUAUAGUCCCACCAAGAAUUGCCCAACCUUCAAACAACCCAGAGUCUGAUUCUACACAUAUUUAUAUGCCAUGUAUCGCCCCUCAAGAAGUUGGGAUUAAGGUUAUCAGUGGAGGUCCAGGUAAUAAUGCCAAGGGGUUAGGAUUCCAAGGAUGUGUUUUAAUCAUGGAUGAAAUAACUGGUCAAUUGGAAGCAGUAUGCAACGCAAAUACUUUGACGGCAUUUAGAACCGCUUUGGCUAGUACUUUGGGGUUGACUAAGGUGAUUAAACCAGGUAGUACCGAAAUCUUACCUGAAUUGACCGUAUUUGGAGUUGGAUUACAAGGAUAUUGGCAUGUUAAAUUAUCCUUGAUUUUGUAUGAGGGACAAAUUUCUCAAGUUAAUAUUUUGAAUAGAACUUUAAAGAAUGCUGAAAUUUUAGCUGAGAAGUUAGGAAAGGAAUUCCCAAAAGUGAAGUUUAAUAGUUAUCUGUAUCAAGAUGAAUCACUGGGAUUCAUUGAACAUGUUCAAAAUAGUAGUAUUAUAUUUGGAUGUACGCCAGCUACUAGUCCAGUUAUCAAACAAUCAUAUUUGAAUCAAGAUGCUAGAUAUCCAAAGUUUAUUUCAUUAAUUGGUUCGUAUAAACCACACAUGAUAGAAUUGGAUCUUGAAUUAUGUAAGGAUUUACGUAAGCAAGGAGUUUCCAUAAUUGUAGAUUCUAAAGAACACACCUUACAUGAAGCCGGUGAAUUGAUUCAAGCAGAAUAUACUCCACAACAAUUAGUUGAAAUCUAUGAAUUAUAUAAGGAAGAUGGUAGCAAGGUAGUUAUCACCGAUAGUAGAAGUAACCUUACAGUACAAAAGAUUGUUGGUUUAUCAAUUAUGGACUUAUCAAUGGGUAAAUUAAUUAAAGAUGAGAUUAAUAAUCAUGAUUGUAUUAAUAUUGAAAACUUCUAA